AUGAAUCUCUCAGGCGAUAUGGAAGACUCAUCCGACAAGAUUCUCUUUCUCAACUUCAAUCAAGACUUUAGCUGUGUCUCUGUUGGCACCGAAACCGGCUAUCGAAUGUACAACUGCGACCCUUUUGGACGAUGCUAUAGCAAAUCUGGACGCGGUGCGAGUAUCGUAGAAAUGCUGUUUUGUACCUCUCUUGUGGCACUGGUGGGCGUAGCGGACCAGGAAGGCUUCAACUCAAGACAACUUCAGAUCAUCAACACCAAGAGACAAUCGACUAUUUGUGAAUUGACGUUUCCUACAACGAUCUUGGCUGUCAAAAUGAAUCGGCGGAGGCUAAUUGUCGUGUUGGAGGAGCAGAUCUUUUUGUACGACAUUAGCAACAUGAAGUUGCUUCAUACGAUCGACACUAGACCUAACCCUACUGCCAUUUGUGCCUUGUCACCCUCCUCCGAAAAUUGCUACAUUGCUUAUCCAUCCCGAUCUUCUUCGACAUCACCUUUUACUUCGACAGCUGCCAAUGCAACUGCUUCUGGUUAUGCAUCCGGUGAUGUUGAGAUCUUUGAUGCUUUGAAUAUUCAGCUUGUCAACAUUGUCCAGGCACACAAAUCGCCCGUCAGCUGUAUCACAAUGAAUUCGGAAGGAACGCUGUUGGCUACGGCUAGUGAAAAGGGUACUGUCAUUCGUGUAUUCUCGGUCCCUGAUGCUGGCAAAGUGUAUCAAUUUCGAAGAGGAUCGUAUCCAGCCAAGAUUUAUUCCAUGUCGUUCAACCCUGUCAGCUCUUUGCUUUGUGUAUCCAGUGACACUGAAACCGUUCACAUCUUCAAGAUUGCCAUGCCGCCUAACGGAGGCACAGGAUAUGAUCCCUUGAUCGAAGGCAGCAAUGGAUAUGGAAAGGAUGAUACUGAAACGCGAGGACGCAGCAACAGUGUUGGACAAAUGCUCAAGCGCUCUUCACAACAUUUGGGUCGCAGCGUUGGAUCUUACUUGCCUGGUAUGAUUACUGAAAUGUGGGAGCCUGCACGCGAUUUUGCAUUCCUCAAGCUUCCAAGUGCAGGCGUGCGUAGUCUUGUGGCGUUGAGCAGCACCACGCCUCAAGUCUUGGUUGUUACGUCUGAAGGCUACUUUUAUCAAUACAACAUUGAUUUGGAGAAUGGCGGUGAAUGUGUCUUGUUGAAGCAAAACAGUCUUCUUGAAUCAGGCGAUGAUGCCAAUGGUGCCAUGGUAGUAUAA
Lichtheimia ornata is the source of this 1227-nucleotide messenger RNA. RefSeq lists its product as uncharacterized. Gene Ontology annotation, biological process: nucleophagy; autophagy of mitochondrion; protein localization to phagophore assembly site. Gene Ontology annotation, molecular function: protein binding; phosphatidylinositol-3,5-bisphosphate binding; phosphatidylinositol-3-phosphate binding. NCBI's taxonomy places the organism in Eukaryota, Fungi, Mucoromycota, Mucoromycetes, Mucorales, Lichtheimiaceae. The record is from RefSeq and is a predicted model, not a curated record. Gene Ontology annotation, cellular component: extrinsic component of membrane; fungal-type vacuole membrane; phagophore assembly site membrane. The transcript has 8 exons. The coding region runs from base 1 to 1227 and encodes 408 amino acids.